Messenger RNA from Spodoptera exigua (beet armyworm), 522 nucleotides. The record is from the annotation of a GenBank genome assembly. NCBI's taxonomy places the organism in Eukaryota, Metazoa, Arthropoda, Insecta, Lepidoptera, Noctuidae.
AUGGAAGCCACAACAAAGAUGGUUGCUAGAGAUAUUAUAGUCAUUGCAAAUGAAACGAUAAAAGAAACAACAGUGAAAGAACCUAAAGUAACUACCAUAAAUAUAGAAACAAUAAAAAAACCCGAAGUAGAUGUCACUGUUCAUAAUACUGAAUCUUCACCGACGGUAACCAAAAGUAACCAAACGGUGGAAGUUACAACCAAAAUGAUUCUAAGCGACACUGAAAACUUGGAGAACAAAACGGUAAACAAAGACUCAAUAGACGAAACAACAGUGACUAAACUUAAAAUGAAUACCACAAAAACAGAAAACGUUGCUGAUGAUGCAACUGUACAACACACGAAAGCUAUAACAACAGAAAUCAGUACUGCCCCGACUAUGAAAGUCACAAAUAACACUGUUGUUAGUGACACAACAGUGGCUGAAACUAAAACUACGGUCACAAAGACUACAACGACGAGACGGAGACAGUUUCUUGUAAGUACUUUGCUGUGCCCUGACAGGGUCUACAACGGCUCUUAG